AGUCACCACGCGAUUUUGUGAGUUUGUUAGAAAGAAAUUUUAGAGAAAAUCUCGAAUAAUUAUUUCUUAUUGUUACUCACAUAUAAUAAAACAAAAUGUUUUCGCAGCAACCAAUUUUAGUUUUGAGCCAAAAUACAAAACGUGACUCCGGCCGGAAAGUUCAGCUCGAGAAUAUCAAUGCUGGGAAGACAAUAGCGGAUGUUAUUCGAACAUGCCUCGGCCCUCAGGCUAUGUUGAAAAUGUUGAUGGAUCCCAUGGGAGGCAUAGUGAUGACUAACGAUGGUAAUGCUAUCCUCCGUGAGAUUACCGUACAACACCCAGCAGCUAAAUCAAUGAUAGAAAUUGCCAGAACACAAGAUGAAGAGGUUGGUGAUGGUACCACAUCAGUUAUUGUCCUUGCUGGUGAAAUGUUGGCAGUAGCAGAACCUUUCCUAACACAGAACAUUCACCCAACAGUCAUUAUCCGUGAAUACAGGCAGGCUCUUGAAGAUGCUGUUAAGUUAUUAGAAGAGAAAAUAUCUAUUCCCAUUGAUAUGAAUGACAGAGAUAAGCUCAAAGAAGUGAUUCGGUCAUGUGUGGGUACAAAAUAUGUUGGUCGUUGGGCGGAUCUUGCUGUAGAUAUUGCUUUGGAUGCUGUCCAAACAGUGACAAUCAAUGAAAAUGGCAGAGUUGAAGUUGAUAUCAAAAACUAUGCUAAAGUUGAGAAGAUACCCGGUGGGGCUGUAGAGGAGUCGAAAGUGUUAAACGGUGUGAUGGUCAACAAGGAUGUAACACAUCCGAAGAUGCGACGCCUCAUUGAGAACCCGCGUAUUAUUCUGCUGGAUUGCCCACUUGAAUAUAAGAAAGGCGAGAGCCAGACAAAUAUUGAGAUUAUGGGGGAACAGGACUUCACGAAGCUGCUGCAGCUGGAGGAGGAGCACGUGCAGCGCCAGUGCGAAGAGAUCAUCGCGCUUAAGCCCGACCUCGUGUUCACCGAGAAGGGUGUAUCAGAUCUAGCUCAACACUAUCUAGUGAAAGCUGGCAUCACCGCUAUAAGGAGAGUUCGUAAAACGGACAACAAUCGUAUAGCGCGUGCGUGCGGUGCCACCAUAGUGAAUCGUACCGAAGAGCUGAGGGAAACCGACGUGGGAACCGGCGCUGGACGAUUCGAAGUACGCAAGAUUGGUGACGAGUACUUCACCUUCAUCACCGAGUGCAAGAAUCCUAAGGCUUGUACAAUUCUAUUGCGCGGUGCGUCAAAAGAUGUGUUGAACGAGAUCGAAAGAAAUCUCCAAGACGCCCUCCAUGUAGCCAAGAAUUUGGUGUUAUGUCCGCGACUGGUAGCCGGCGGGGGCAGCGUAGAGAUGGCGGUAUCGCAGGCUCUGUCGUCUCGCGCGCCGCAUCUGUCGCCGUAUCGCGCCGUCGCUCAAGCUCUAGAGAUAAUACCCCGUACACUGGCACAAAACUGUGGCGCUAACACCAUCCGUACUCUGACCGCGUUACGCGCCAAACAUGCCGCCGGCAACUCUACCGCGGGCAUCGACGGCGAAACGGGUGAGAUACGGGACAUGGCCGCGCACGGUAUAUGGGAACCGCUCGCCGUCAAAUUACAGGUAUACAAAACGGCAGUUGAGACAGCGAUCCUGUUACUCCGAAUUGACGAUAUCGUAUCAGGUUCCAAGAAGAAGGCUGGUAACGAACCCGCCGCGCCUGCUGAGGCUGCUAUGCAGGAAUAAUCCUUAUCACAUAUAGAAUGGAAGCCACUUUGGCACGGACGAUAUUCCGGACUUGACACUAAAAGAAAAUCUUAAUAUAAAGCCACUGGAAGAGUUUUGAUUUGUAAGUUAUUGAGCCGUUAAUGCAUUUUUGAAAUAUGAGUAUUUCGUAUUAAAUUGUAUUUUGGAGUGCAGAUGUAAUAAUACUAAGGUUUUAGUUCAAUUUCACUUAAAUACGAAAACGAAUAUAACAGAACAUGUUUGAAAGAAAUGUAUUUAAAAUUCAUGAAAGAUUAUUCUUAUAUUGCAAAGAAGUAUAUGUCGUUGAUUUGGCUUUUAGGUUUAAGUUAUACACACUGAAUUGAAUUGCUUUAUGCAUUCAGCGAGCAAACCAUCAACUCAUCUACAUCGUCAUAGAGUUCAAUUUGUAAUGACAACUAUUUUACUAAGAAAUGUUGUCCGUGGUAUUGUGUUAACAAAAGCCUUAUGUGAAAUUAGUUUAGAUACUUACGCUAAUCAUAUAAAUAAAUGACUGAUUUAAAAUAAUGUGCUGUUUACGUUCAUUGAAUUCUUUAACAAUAUUCUGUUCAUUGAAAAUUAACAUACAUUAUUUUUAAUAGUUAUUAAAUAACUUUGAUAAAUAUUCUCUGGCUUCAAUUAGCUUUGAAUAACAAAUGUUAACGUUGCCUUAAGACGUGAUAAAAAUGUUCCAAUGGAAUGCUCUUUUUAUAACUCGAUAAGGUUUAUUUUUAUUUAAUUCGCUGUUAUUUAUACGGUCAUACUUAGUGUAUCGUUUCACCUUCACAAGUUUGUGCAUUUAUGUUGUCUAUCGCUAUUUUUAAAUGGAACAAUAAUAGUAUUAAAGCUUUAUAUAUGUCUACUAAA
Molecule: messenger RNA, 2579 nt
Organism: Diatraea saccharalis (sugarcane borer)
Lineage: Eukaryota; Metazoa; Arthropoda; Insecta; Lepidoptera; Crambidae
Source: the annotation of a GenBank genome assembly